This is a messenger RNA of Orussus abietinus, 1601 nucleotides long. RefSeq names its product coiled-coil domain-containing protein 65-like. Bases 242 to 1579 code for a protein of 445 amino acids. Lineage: Eukaryota; Metazoa; Arthropoda; Insecta; Hymenoptera; Orussidae. Gene Ontology annotation, cellular component: axonemal dynein complex; axoneme. Gene Ontology annotation, biological process: regulation of cilium movement; cilium-dependent cell motility; axonemal dynein complex assembly. The transcript has 6 exons. The record is from RefSeq and is a predicted model, not a curated record.
CUUCCUCAGUAUUUAUAACCUCUUUUUUGUAUAAUUUUGUAUAAUUUUUUUGUAUAAUUCCCGAGUGAAUUAUCUGAAAACUGAGCUAAUCAAGCCGAGCCUAACGACCGAGGCUAUUGAUCAAACACGAACGCGCGUUCACCUUAGUUGGCCACGCGAGUGAUACCCGAAUGGUUUGUUAUCAAGACCUGAUAGUGUAAAUCGGAGCAGCAAAGUCGGAGAGAAAAGAAAUUAUAUAGAAAUGCCGCCGAAAAAGGGAAAGGGCUCCAAAAUGGCUCGCAUGACGGACGAGGAACGGGCUCGAUAUUUACAACACCGCGCCGAGCUGGAACUCGAAGCGAAAAGGCGUAAGCAACAAUUAAUCGCCGUCUUCACCAAGAUAAAGCUAAAACACGAGGAGGCGUUUGCCAGGCUCAACCUGGCGAAGAUCAACGAGCAAUGGCGACUGAUACUGCGUCGCAUAAAACGUAAGGAGCUCCACGAGGAGACCGAGUAUAUGUGGAGAAAAUUCGACGCCACCCUGGAGGCCAAGGACGCGGUCAUUCGCCGGUUGUACGAAGAGCUGGAGAAGGCGGACCUGGACCACAGGAGACUCGAAGAGGCGCACAUGACGAUCGUCGACGCGAUCAUUGGGAAUCACAAGAGGAGAUUGCAGGCUCUUCGAGGUGGCUAUUCCCAAGCCCUGAUGGACAUAGAAGCGAACGAUGCCGAGGAAGUGGAUCGUUCUCGAAGGAUCCUCCAGGAGGAGAUGGAGCACAUUGGAUGCAUAGUCUUCAUCCAAGGCGAGACCCUGAAGAGCAUCCUGACGGAGACGGGGAUCCGUAACGCCAUAAGGACGCAGUACAUCGAGCAGGCGAGAGACGAAGCCAUCUCCCAGCUCGAGCACCAGGUCGUCAGCGAAGCGAACGAGCUCUGGUCGCAACUCAACUUCGUAAUCUCAGAGUACGAGUCCUCGACCGACGAGAAGCGAAAGCAGUACGAGUUCAUGAAGAAGAGGGACGACUUCUACAGGGCCGAGAGUACGCGGUUCCACAAGUCGGAGGCACAUCUUCUGGAGACGAUAGACAAUCUUAAACACCGCCUGAACGUCCUGAAGAGCGACAGGGAAGGGACUGUGACGGAGCUGAACGAUCGGCUGCAGGGUCUGGAGAAGAGGAUCUGCCAGCUCCGACAGGAGAUCAAGCUCUCUCGAACGACCGAUGAGCUGCAGCUGAAACGUCUGAGCGUCCUCAGCGGCAAGGUGUUAAAAGAUUUAAGAGGCAUCCUGGAGAAAGGUGCAGCGUUGCAGCUCUUGGUAAGAGUGUGCUCUAACCUGGAGCCGGCAUCCGUAGUUAUAAAGAAGUACUCUCUUCAUCAUUCCGUAGCAGUGGUGGAGUCAUCUGCGAAGCAUGCGACGAAUCCCUUCAACAAAAUGGAGAGAUUCUGGGAACGGUACAACCAUGUGAAAGCGGAAAAUAUCGAACUGCGAAGGGAGCGUGACAGGUUGGCCACAGAGAAUAUACGACUGAGACAUACUCUGCGAACCUACCUCAUCGCAGUGGCAAGAUCGUCCAAUCAUCGACCUCGAACGUGCUCGUAGAACGUUCACGAGAUUAAAUACG